Schistocerca nitens (vagrant locust) is the source of this 576-nucleotide messenger RNA. RefSeq lists its product as uncharacterized. Gene Ontology annotation, molecular function: phosphatidylinositol bisphosphate binding. The coding region runs from base 1 to 576 and encodes 191 amino acids. The record is from RefSeq and is a predicted model, not a curated record. Lineage: Eukaryota; Metazoa; Arthropoda; Insecta; Orthoptera; Acrididae. The transcript has 4 exons. Gene Ontology annotation, cellular component: membrane.
AUGGGACCCACAGCAUGUAUAGAGGAAGACACGGCAUCAGAUCCAACCAAGGACAAGGUGCUGGAAGGUGGUGUUGGUGCCUCGCCUCGCCUCACCAGGCAGCUGCACCGUGUGCACGUCGACUCACACAUCGACCCAGACCCUCAGUGGGUCCUGUGGGUCGAUUACGGAAAGGUCGCCUCCAUAUGCUUCGAUAUGAUGUUGUUUGAUGACUACUCGCUCGGAGACGUUUUCAUCAUUGACUUGAAGAACGUGACCAUCGCACACCUGCUCCGCACCGAUAUCAGUGUCAUACGAGCUAUGGAAUUCGCCCACAAGGUACAUGUCCAUCUGCCAGGAUCAACGACGCUGUUUGACCACGUGUCUAAAGAGUACCUGCCAGAUGAACUAGGAGGUACUGCAGGUCCUACCGACCAACUUGCCUAUGAAGUCAUCAGGAGGGCGGAGAAGAAGAGAGACUGGUUCCUGGAGCAGAACAGCUACACCUCGGACGAGAGCAAGAGGCCACCGGACAACCACUACGCCGACGACUUGUUCGGAGUGUCGGGAUCCUUCAAGAAGCUCUCAGUAGACUGA